Messenger RNA from Mangifera indica (mango), 297 nucleotides. Its product is annotated as protein GLUTAMINE DUMPER 4-like. The record is from RefSeq and is a predicted model, not a curated record. NCBI's taxonomy places the organism in Eukaryota, Viridiplantae, Streptophyta, Magnoliopsida, Sapindales, Anacardiaceae. Gene Ontology annotation, biological process: regulation of amino acid export. The transcript has a single exon. Bases 1 to 297 code for a protein of 98 amino acids.
AUGAGGCCUGGAGGCAAUUCCACAGCGAGCGCCGGGCUGUUUCAAUGGAACUCUCCAUUGCCAUACCUAUUUGGAGCUUUGGUGGUUGUGUUUGGGCUCAUGACAGUGGCUUUAAUCUUUCUUGCUUGCUGUCUCAACAAGUCCUCAGCCGAUUCGCCAGGCGAAAAAGAAGACAAGUCUAUGGAAACUGCAGAGAAUCCGGCUUCCAUGGAGGUGAAAAUUGUUGUGAUCAUGGCUGGAGAUGACCACCCCACAUACUUAGCCAAGCCUUCUGCUCCUUCUGCUCCAACGUGCUAG